CACCAAGUGAAUUGAUAAAACCCCCUCUUUCACCACAGACUUUUAACACUUUCAGCACUUCACAGCCUCAUUCAAGACGGCUUGCAGUACCAUGGCCAGUGAACCUACAGAAACGCCUGGGUUGACUCUGCCGCCCGCUCCAACGCCGGCUUGGGAGGUCUUACAGAACCUCCAGCAGGGCCAAGAGAAUCAAAACCAAGAGCAUGAUGAUGCCGAAAUCGACGAGGGCUUUGAUGGCCACAGUGACUCAGACCUGGACUCUGCUCUGGGAUCCAACUUGGCGGACUCGACCUAUUCUCUGAGCUCAAGUAUUUUCGAGUACCGAACCUUACAUGGCAGGACAUAUCAUUCGGAUAGAGGCACAGCCCAGUACUGGGCAUCAAAUGAUGAUCAGGCCAGCCAAUCUCUGGAUAUUGCACAUCACUUUACGCUACUUCUGCUGGAAGAUAAACUCCAUCUGGCACCUCUCAAACCUGAUAUCCAGAGGGUGCUUGAUAUUGGGACAGGAACAGCUAUUUGGGCCAUUGAUUUUGCCGACGAACAUCCUCAUGUCGAGGUCGUGGGCACUGAGAUCAGCCCAAUUCAGCCCAGCUGGAUUCCAUCAAACCUGCAGCUCGAAAUCGAAGACUGCAACGACACCUGGACCUUCCGACCCGACUCCUUUGACUUCGUCCAUAUGAGAUUCAUGCUGGGAAGUAUUACAGACUGGGCUGCCACUUUCCGCGAGGCUUUCACAGUCUGCGCCCCGGGUGGCUGGGUCGAAAGCUACGAAGUCUCGUCCACUAUGGAGAGUGACGAUAAUUCUAUACCAGAUGGAAGCGCUAUGCAACGCUGGGGUGAAGUAUUCGAAGAAGGCGGUCAACGAGCAGGGAGAAGCUUUGCCAUGAUUCGAGAAGAUAUACAGAGGAAGUCCAUGGAAGAAGCGGGCUUUGUCAACAUUCAAGUUGUUGACCUCAAGGCACCAUUUGGAGGCUGGCAUACAGAGGAACGUCUCAAACAGGUUGGACAAUAUAUGCAGGCAGCUUUAGAGAGAGACUACGAGGGGUAUCUUCUGUUUCUGGCUUGCGAGCUUUUGGGAUGGACUGAGGAUCAGGUCAGAGCUCUGUGCACCCAGCUCCGACGAGAGAUCCGAUCGGGUCAACAUCAUCCAUAUUUCAGACAAAGGAUUGUGUACGGCCAGAAGCCCGAAGUUUGAUUUCAAUCUAGUGGCUCUUCAGUAACUUAGUAUAUUAUAAACUGUUGCCUUUAGUACCUGAAGCGUCGUCAUUAUUCAAGAUCAUGUCGCGAGGAUGACAUUUCAAGCUUUCAGAGACUAUCAUCAUUUAAUAAUCCUAUUCUGACGGUU
This is a messenger RNA of Fusarium redolens, 1345 nucleotides long. RefSeq names its product S-adenosyl-L-methionine-dependent methyltransferase. Gene Ontology annotation, molecular function: methyltransferase activity. The record is from RefSeq and is a predicted model, not a curated record. Lineage: Eukaryota; Fungi; Ascomycota; Sordariomycetes; Hypocreales; Nectriaceae. Bases 92 to 1195 code for a protein of 367 amino acids. The transcript has 9 exons.